This is a messenger RNA of Chaetomium globosum CBS 148.51, 1569 nucleotides long. RefSeq lists its product as uncharacterized. The record is from RefSeq and is a predicted model, not a curated record. The transcript has 5 exons. NCBI's taxonomy places the organism in Eukaryota, Fungi, Ascomycota, Sordariomycetes, Sordariales, Chaetomiaceae. Gene Ontology annotation, biological process: glutamyl-tRNA aminoacylation. The coding region runs from base 1 to 1569 and encodes 522 amino acids. Gene Ontology annotation, molecular function: tRNA binding; ATP binding; glutamate-tRNA ligase activity.
AUGCCGUACUCGCUUUGCCCCAUCACCAACGGGUCUCGUCUCGUAUCAGACGCAGAAGAUAGGCUGUACAAAGACCUAAGAUGGGCUGGUUUAUCAUGGGACGAAGGUGAGCCGUUGAACUCAUCCACCGCUGGCCGCUCUGGCAACUCACAACAUUGGCAGGUCCUGAUAUGCAGGGGCCAUAUGGGCCUUACCGGCAGGCCCACGAAUCCGGGUCAACCAACCCUUUACCCCGGCACAUGUCGACACAUCUCUCUCGAGGAGUCCGACGAUCGUGCCCAUAAGGGCGAAGAGUUUGCGAUUCGGUUCAAGAGCGCCGAGGAGCCGCUCAUGAUUCGGGACAUAAUCUACAAUCGAUUCAAAAAGAAGGAUCCCGAGGAUGACUACAUCAUCAUGAAACGUGAUGGUUUCCCGACAUAUCACUUUGCCAAUGUUGUCGACGACCGUCAUAUGAAGAUUACCCACGUCAUUCGAGGAGCCGAGUGGCUCGUUUCCACCCCAAAACAUGUUGAGUUGUACCAGGCAUUUGGUUGGGAGCCCCCAGAGUUCGCCCAUCUCGGCCUGCUGGUCGAUAAAAACCGGCAGAAACUCAGCAAGCGCGACAACUCGGCCAGCAUGGAGUACUACCAGAAUGGCCACAUUCUUCCCUCGGCCCUCCUCAACUUUGCCGUCUUGCUGGGCUGGCGGGCUCCGCCCACAAAAGGCGAUGUCAUGACCCUAGAGGAGAUGGUUGAAAACUUGUCCCUCAAGUUCAGCAAAGGCGACAUCAUCGUCUCCCUCCAAAAACUCCCCUUCCUCCAAGACAAGCACCUCAACCGGCUCUUCGACAAACCCACCAAGACCCCCACCGAGCAGCAAACCAUCGAGCAGGAAUUCCUCCAACCGCUCCGCACCGCCAUCGAGCAAGCCCAACAAACCAAAGACUCACCCUCACCCUCACCACCAUCAACACCACCACCACCGGCCACCCUCCCCCCCUCCUCCAUCGGCCCCCUCCGGCUCCCCACCCCCCACCUCCUCGAAAACGAGCGCUACCGGCCCGACCUGCUCCGCCUCGUCCAGGGCGCGCGCAAGAUCUCGCUGGACGACCCGGCCGACCGCUUCGCCGCCGCGCUGUCCAAGCUGCGCUACUACAUCUGGGACGUGCCGCGGCCGGUGCUGGAGCAGGCGGCGCGGGCGCUCGCCGCCGACAACCCCGCGCUGUUGGGCCAGGGCCAGGACGACGGGACCCCGGCGCUGGCUGUGGCGGCGGCGGUUAUGGCGGAGAAGUUCCGCGCCGUGAGCGAGGCGGCUUGGAAGCGCGAAGGGAUCGAGGAGGCGAUGCAUGCGAUUGGGGCGGACGAGGUGUUUCGGGGGUGCUUUGCUGCUGCUGCUGAUGCUGAUGGCGUGCGGGGAAACAUGUAUGCCGCGCUGCGGUGGGCGUUGCUGGGUGGGGAUAAGGGGUUGCCGAUGUGGACUACGAUUGAGAUUUUGGGGAGGGACGAGACGCUGCGGCGGUUGGAGGUCGCGGAGUCUGCUGCGAGAAGCGCAGCUGAGCUUGGAGAUGAGCCCGCGGCGGAGGUGGCGUAA